This is a messenger RNA of Jatropha curcas, 1232 nucleotides long. RefSeq names its product Ribosomal protein S5 family protein. Gene Ontology annotation, molecular function: RNA binding; structural constituent of ribosome. Lineage: Eukaryota; Viridiplantae; Streptophyta; Magnoliopsida; Malpighiales; Euphorbiaceae. Gene Ontology annotation, cellular component: mitochondrial small ribosomal subunit; ribosome. Gene Ontology annotation, biological process: translation. The record is from RefSeq and is a predicted model, not a curated record.
GUUUUUGGGGAUAAGCCUGAGAGCCUCCCCAGCUUCACUCCUCUACCGAUCUCUACAACAAUGGCAGCAACUGUAACAGCAUCAACUCUCUCAUCCCUCUCAUCUCUUUCUCUCCACUCCAAGCCUCAUCUCUCUCUUGUAAAAUCUAUUAAAUCCUUCUCUCUCUCCCCCAAAUCUCCCCAAAUUCUCUCCCUCUCUUACCGCUCCACCUCAAUUACCAGAGCCAAAUCAAGUGACAUUGACACCACUUUCUUCGACAACGUCAACCCUGAAGAAGAAGUCGUUUUUGACCCGCCAAGCCCUCCAGAAGACUACGUUCCCCCGCCUUCCUUCGAUGAGGGCCCCAUUGAAACCGAGGAAGAAAUCGCCGCUGCUUUUGAGGAGCUGUACGGACCCGCUUUUAGUGGAGAGACCUUUUUUGGUAACGAUGUACAUGUAAUGGAUUCUAAGAUGAAAAAGGCAAGUGGGUUUGGUAAAGCGAAGAGGGAGAAACUGAGAGAUGGGUUUGAAGAGAGAGUGGUGCAGGUGAGAAGAGUGACUAAGGUGGUUAAGGGAGGGAAACAGUUGCAUUUUAGAGCGAUUGUUGUGGUCGGUGACAAGAAAGGCCAAGUUGGUGUUGGAGUUGGGAAAGCUAAGGAAGUUAUUGCCGCUGUGCAGAAAUCAGCCAUUAAUGCAAGAAGGAAUAUUAUUACUGUGCCCAUGACUAAAUAUUCGACAUUUCCUCACAGAUCUGAUGGAGAUUAUGGGGCAGCAAAGGUGAUGCUUAGACCUGCCUCACCUGGUACUGGAGUGAUUGCUGGAGGUGCUGUAAGAAUUGUUCUCGAAAUGGCUGGCGUGGAGAAUGCUUUGGGGAAGCAACUUCGAAGUAAGAAUGCUCUUAACAAUGCCAGAGCUACAAUUGUUGCAGUGCAAAAGAUGAGGCAAUUCCGUGAUGUUGCUCGUGAACGUGGUAUCCCAAUGGAAGAACUGUGGAAAUGAUGGAUAGAGACAGAAUUUUUUUUUCUCUUUUAUUACUCAAUGUGCAUUGUGUACAAGAGGUUUAUGUAGGUAAAAUCCAAUGGAAACAUGAACCCAGUUCAGUCAUUUGUUCUUUCUUUAGAUGAGAGCGAGUUCUUCAGUUGUGGCUAAGUUCUUUACGAAUUAAUGCUGCUUGAUUUUAAAAGCCAUUCUUUUAUCUAUCUUUUCCUUGACCAUUUGGCGACUUCAAAUUUGUACAAGCGUCAGUUCUUUUC